AUGAAUGCAUCAGGCCAUGCAACGUACAAUAGUCGCCGGCAAUCGCGAUCGUCAAAUAAGUCAUCGAAAUCGUCAUAUUUUUGCAGUGGCAGCAGUCCACCCGAACUUCACGCGCUGCCAAAUACUGACGAGUCGGGUGUGGAAGCCAUUUUUCGGCACUUUAGCCAGGGCAUGGCAUUCUGGGAAUGCCUCAAGACAUGUCGACCUUGUUUGGAAGCCCACUCAUACCGCGUACUCGACAUGGUUGAGAAUGUGAUUGGGUUUCUGAGCAAUAAUGUCACUGCUACGGCGGCCAACUCGGUUGGAGGGGCAGAAAAGCAUAGCCGGAGCCGCAGCGGGACCAGCGGCAGCGGCAUUCGGAGCGCACCACAAACCUUCGUACAGCCUUGUGUGGCCGUUGUGACUCCUACCAGUCCCUCUCUGGCUGCAGCUCUUGAGAAUCUCCCUCCCAUGGUUCUCGGAUGGUUUACUCUUGACGAUCAACAAGGAGCCACCCUGAUACGCUUUAUAUAUCGUCGAAUGUUACGGCAGAUAGCUUCAGUGUUGGAUGAGAUGCAGCAGAUGGAACAUGAUCAGCAUAUCGCAUGGGAAAGAGAGCUGGCAACCUAUCUGAUAACAGUAUUGCAAAUACUUGAGGGCUUUGAAAGAUAG
Aspergillus niger is the source of this 651-nucleotide messenger RNA. RefSeq lists its product as hypothetical. Bases 1 to 651 code for a protein of 216 amino acids. Lineage: Eukaryota; Fungi; Ascomycota; Eurotiomycetes; Eurotiales; Aspergillaceae. The record is from RefSeq and is a predicted model, not a curated record. The transcript has a single exon.